Molecule: messenger RNA, 798 nt
Organism: Alternaria postmessia
Lineage: Eukaryota; Fungi; Ascomycota; Dothideomycetes; Pleosporales; Pleosporaceae
Exons: 2
Coding region: 1-798 (265 amino acids)
Source: RefSeq, a predicted model, not a curated record
AUGAGAUGUGUCAGCGCGCUGCACUUUUGCUGGUGUCUUGCUCCCAUUGUCGACAAAGACAGAAAGUCAGACACAUACGGCCAAGUCGUGGUAUGUGGCCAGCGCUUCCAGUGCAUCUCCCCUAAAGGAUGCGCCAAGCAUCCGUAUCUGAAGGGCUUCAACAUUGACAUUAGGGACGCGCGCAACGGCUACCCCACCACCGAAAUCAAAUGGAAGCUCAUCUUCGAGGUAUUCAAGACCGAAUACGAUGCAGCAUUGGCAGAUAAUGCGGAGCGGCAAGAACUGUCGAGAGAGUGGGAGGGCAUGACCGGCCAUCAAAAGCGACGCCAGCGGAAACUCCAGGACCAAGCUGCGUUCCAGAGACGUCGCGAACGAGAGCGUGCUGCUGGCCGACUGGAGACUAAGGAGUUACCAUUGAGAGAUGACGAGAUAUCCCUGGCAGGGGAUGGAGAAAUUGAUGACCGCAGGCCUACAACACACGUAUCUGAUGUAUCGCCAUCUGCGAAACCCACACUGAGAACGCGUCCUAUCGCAACUCUUCUUCUGACUAAAGACUCCGAGUUACUGUCUGCUCCUACAGAUACGGACGAAGUCGCAGACCAGCAAGCACCCAUCAAGAUACCCGCGACUCGACUUCAUCGGAAAGUUACUAAGACACAGGGAGUCGAAGUUGCCUCAGAGCCUGAUGAGAAAGAUGACAUGACUCCUAGAGUGAGGGAUGGUGUUAAAGGCAGCAAUGCGGGCAUCAGUGUAAAGGUCGGUUUGCGCAACAAGACUGGAGGGUACGCAUGCGUAUGA